Mercenaria mercenaria is the source of this 2107-nucleotide messenger RNA. RefSeq lists its product as uncharacterized. The transcript is spliced from 12 exons. NCBI's taxonomy places the organism in Eukaryota, Metazoa, Mollusca, Bivalvia, Venerida, Veneridae. The record is from RefSeq and is a predicted model, not a curated record. Gene Ontology annotation, molecular function: calcium ion binding. Bases 16 to 2049 code for a protein of 677 amino acids.
UAUGUGACGUUUUCUAUGAAACCAAAUAAAGAUGUAGCCCAUCUUUCAACAGUUCAUGCGAAUGCCUCAAUUUAUUUCGAUCAAAAUGAACCGAUUGAUACACCAAAUAUUUUUAACACGAUUGAUGAUAGCAGUCCAGAGGUUAAUGGAUCAGUAAUUUCUGGAACAGAAUCUACUGAUUCUGUCACAUUGUCUGUUCUUGCUACAGAUACAGGGUCUGGAGUGAAACAUGUUGAUAUAUUUGAACUGCAAGGCAAUAGUUUAAGCUUGCUCCAAGGUGGUGUUACGGAGAAUAUAUUUCUUGUAAAGUUGAAGCUAGGAGAGUCAAAACGAUUACUUCCAGUAGCCGUUGAUCAAGUCGGAAACCGACCAAAACUCACAGAAAUUGAAAAAGAAAGUGCUAUUAAUGUGACAUCUACAAUUCAGAGUGGUACUUGUGAUUGUUCUGGACACGGCAACUGCAGUGCAAGAAUGCAAGUUUGUCUAUGUGAUGAAGGAUUUUACGGGCCGUCCUGUAAUUCCACUUCCCCACCACCAGAACCUCCACUGCUGGAACUUAAAUCUAAGGCAGGAUUUACUAACGAACCAGUUGAACUCACAAUAUCAGCAAGGAAUCUUUCAGGGUGUUUAGAUGAGAUUCAAAUUUUCCUGUCCGGGAUGCCAGAUGGUACGUCAUUUUCGAAAGGCAUAGUUCAAAAUGAUAGCACCAUCCUACUUUUGAGUACCGAUUUUGGACAGCUGAAUAUGACCACAAAUAGCACAGGCGAACAUAGUUUGAAAAUCCUUGUGACCCAGUUUACGAACGGAACAAACUUCACUAGAUCCGGUGAACUUCAGAUUAUGAUUUAUCCCAAGAUCGAAAAUGCCUCGUUCGAGUUUGAUGGUUGUUUCUCAGAGGACAGUAAGGGUGAAAUAGUGGCCCGACUCAAUUCCUCAGUCAUUCUCUCAAGUGAACAACAGACGUUCCUGAACAACGAAUCGACAUCUAUUCCACACUCAGUAACAUUGACAGUACCAACCUGGGCGCGACCACUGGAAACCUUUAAAAGUGGUAGUGUGUACAGAAUAGAAGAUACAGUAAAGGGUUACUUUCUUAAACUGAAUGGCAGGUUUGAGCCUUUUAAUGUCACAGUUGAUGUCAAAAUAGAACCUGACGGCGUCCCUUCUGCAGCAUAUUCCAAGCAAUUUGAAGUAUCUAGAUUCUGCUACGGAGAAUGCAGAGAGCACGACUAUGGUGUGAAGUGCAAUUAUACUUGCGACUGCGACUGGGAUAAUACUGUAGAGUGCAACAAAUUUAAUGGGUCUUGUUCAUGUUCACGUCAGUGGAAGGGAAUGGCGUGUGAUGAGUUUGCAUGUCCAUGCGUUGUGAACAAUACAGAGGAAUGUGAACCAGAGAAUCAAACAUGUGAGUGUAAGGGCGGCUGGGAAGGUAAAGGCUGUGAUAUAGAUAUAGAUGAAUGUCUCAACAACACUAUAUGUGAUGCUCACAAUAAUACUGGCUGCCAGAACAGAGACUGGGGAUACGACUGUCUGUGUCUAAUAGGAUAUCAACUUGAAAAUGAUACUUGUAUCGAGGAAAUAGAUACGGUCAAUACAACGAUGUUAACAGAGAAUCCUGAGGAGAAGAUUACAACAGUUUCGCUGCACUUAAACAUUCAAGUUCCAAACACUGUUAAUCUGAAGGUCGCAGUUACAUUCGAAAUAUACAAGAAGAAAUCAACCGAAAUGCUCGAGAUAUAUUAUGCAGAAAAACUUGGCGAUAAUUUCAUUAAAGUUAUUAUCAACAGUAUCAGCAAGGGCAGUUUGAUAAUUGAUCAUACAGUUAUCACUAGGAAGACUGAGGAAGGAGCACAAGUACUGGCUAUGGCUGUUGCUGAGAUGAUGACAGACAAUUCAUCCCUUACGUUUGAUGGACAGCCUGUGAAUGUGUCAGAUAUUACAUUAGACAACACUACAGUUACGAACAAUCUGUGCGACGUGUAUACAAGAAUCAACCCAUGUGGCUUGACCAAGUGUGUAACAGACAACGGAAAACCAGCCUGUCGGUAAGUUUUGUGUGAGAGCAUUUCAUUAUACCUCAACCAAACUUUUUGAUGGAGGAGGCUAU